Pyrus x bretschneideri (Chinese white pear) is the source of this 694-nucleotide messenger RNA. Its product is annotated as phytohormone-binding protein-like. The transcript has 2 exons. The record is from RefSeq and is a predicted model, not a curated record. NCBI's taxonomy places the organism in Eukaryota, Viridiplantae, Streptophyta, Magnoliopsida, Rosales, Rosaceae. Gene Ontology annotation, biological process: defense response. The coding region runs from base 224 to 556 and encodes 110 amino acids.
UCAAAAUUGCUUUUGUCUAUAUUUAUGGCCUCGGUUAUAUCAGCCCCUUAUCUCUCACUCAAAAACUGCAUCUCAGAGCUAGCCAUGGCCAAGGAAGUUAAAAUUGAAGCAAAAGUACGUGUAGGGAUUGAAGCCUUGUGGGAAGCUCUUGCAAAAGAUUUGAGAAUCUUGAUUCCCAAAAUCAUCCCAAAUUUGGUCAAGAGUGUGGAAGUGAUAGAAGGGGAUGGUGGCAUUGGAACAGUCCCUUCUCUUCAGUUUUGGCUCUGAUGUACCAAAGAUGAGUUACCAAAAGGAAAAGAUUGUGGAGCUUGAUGAGUCUGUAGACAAAUUUGGGCUGCAAAUCAUUGAAGGGGGACACCUGAACUUUGGGUUUUCUUCAUACAAAACAACAUUCCAACUUACUUCAAUUCAUGAGAAGGAGACCCUGGUGAGCAUUGAGAUCACCUAUGAGUCUGAAGUGGAAGACAAUAAUGCCAUGCCAUCCAAGACAACAAUGUCCACUUUUGCUUUGGUAAAAAACUUAGAGGAAUAUUUGUUGAAUAAUGUUGCUGUCUAGAAUUUUGUUAUCAUUCCAACAAGGUAUGGGCUGUUUCAAUUCUAUAUGGUAAUUCGCCAUUUUCUUGAGCUGGAAAAACCCAUUAUGAUUGUAAUUUCAAUAGUAAGCUCUUGAUAACAACUUUAUUUUAUUAAUUAA